Messenger RNA from Acyrthosiphon pisum (pea aphid), 2668 nucleotides. It is a transcript of the gene ZC3H3, whose product is annotated as Zinc finger CCCH domain-containing protein 3. Bases 300 to 2447 code for a protein of 715 amino acids. NCBI's taxonomy places the organism in Eukaryota, Metazoa, Arthropoda, Insecta, Hemiptera, Aphididae. Gene Ontology annotation, cellular component: nucleus. The transcript is spliced from 7 exons. The record is from RefSeq and is a predicted model, not a curated record. Gene Ontology annotation, molecular function: metal ion binding.
ACAAUGACAAGACUCAUGAUGAUAAACCUUGAACGAAAAGUAGAAUUUCGUUUCAUACUUUCAUGAAACAGACAACGGCCCAUGCUCCAUGCCACCAUAGGCCGUAAAGCAUACUUUAAACUCUUUUAAACCUUGUAGUGGUAGUAUAAUAAUUUAAUUGAAUGAAAUAAUACGGAAUCAAAGUUUAUUAUGACAAAUUAAUAUCGUCGGUCAUUAAUAUUUCUCUUUUUCUAUAAUAGUGUCUUAAUCCGAUAUUGUUCUGUAUUAAUUAUAUUUAUGAUUGAUUGAAUUUAUGAUCGAUGGAGGUGAAUGAUUACUACAGUACUAAUAAAAGUAGCACAGACGAAGAAGAAUUAUUACUAAAACGUUUAAUUGCCCUUAAAAAGCAACUAGAUGAUGAUGAAAAUAAUGAUAAACCAAAAUUACAACGGACCCCGAAUAAUAUCAAAGAAAAUAUUAUUAUUAAUAAAAAUGUUAAAUCAUCAUCAAAAUUUAAAUAUUGCAAGGAUAAUAAUCAUACUGCUCAUAAGUUCCUUUCUACCAAAAUAGAUAAUCGUAACUUUACCAACCAUCAAAGUAAAAUUAAACAAAAUAGUUCAUUUGUUAAGACUAAUAAUUUAUCUUCUAAGGUGUAUACCAAACAAAACGUGUUACAUUCAAAUCCUAUCAAAACUGUUAAUAACAAAAAAAAUCCUGAAAUAUUAACUAACAGUCAAAAUAUCAUAAAGUUUGAUUCAGAGAUUAAUGAGAUUGUGAAAAACAGCUUUGUUAAUAAUUGUAAAAUACUAUUAAAUGAUAGUUGUUAUGAAACUUCCGAUGUUUCACAGACAUUGCGUAAUGUUGAUAAAUAUAUGAUUAAUGUUCAAGAUUAUUUAUCUUCAUCAAAAUAUGUUGUUGAUAAAGAAGCAAACCCUUCAUCAGUUAAGAAAACUAAUCAAUCAAAAAAUGUACAUGUCAAUAGAAAAUUUCAAAACCAAUUAAUCUCUACUAGUUUGUUAAAUUCAAAUUCAAAUUCUUUAGCAUCUAUUAAUAAGUCAACAAGUAUAAAUAAGAAAAAAAUAAUAAAGAAGUUGUCUGGAAAAAUAGUUGGAUCACCUAAUCUUGUCAAGAUAGGUAAAACAAAAUUAAUACGUCAAUCAUUAUUUAGAAAUAAAUGGAAAAUCAAUAAUAAACUGAAUCACUUUGAAGAUAAUACAAUUGAACGUAAACCACUCUCAACUUUACAAUGUCCAACAUCAAAUACAUUAAUACCGUCCUACAAAAAAACAGAAUGGAAUAAAAUUGCUAAUACAACAUCUGUACUUAAAUCAAAAUUAUCCAACUCCAGUAAUACUAAUAAGUUAAAAUGGACAAGACCCAGUAUAUUAUUGGUUAAUAAUGUGAACAAUACCCACCCAUCUGUACCAAAAGCCGAUAAAUUAAUUUUAUUUGGCAAAAAUAAAAUAAUUAGACAAUCGUUAAUAAAUCCAAUUCAAUCAAAAACCAAAUCUUAUAUGCUCAAACAUCUCUCGCAUAGAUUUGCUUUAAUGAGGAAAUUACAGCAAAAAAACAUUGUGGCUAAAAUAAAAACUGUUACGAGCAGCGAUCAAGUUAAAAAUAAUAUUUUAUUGAAAAAUACUGUAAUUAAGCCUGUUGAAAUUAAAAGAAAUGGCAAGAGGUCAUAUUCCAUGUAUUCAUAUGUGAAUCCAAUAUUGAGAUCGAAGACAAAUAAUACAAAGUUGGAUAAAACUGGAUCCUUGGAUAGUAAAAUACCACGUUUAAAUAAUAUUUCUGAUAACAAACCUCAACAAAAUUUGAAAAUUAUGAACAAUGAUAAAAAUAAAAUUCAAAAUUUAAGUUUAUCAAACAAUAAAACCCUCCAACGACUCAGAAGUAAAAAAACACUCACUAAACAGCUUUGUCUAGUAUUUAAUCGCUUUGGUGUUUGUUCAAAAUCGGAUCAAGGAGAAUGUGAUAAACGUCAUUACAAAAAAUACAUCACAUUGUGCACAAAGUUUUUAACUGGAGAAUGUUCCAGAGAUAACUGUACAUUAUCGCACAAUAUUGUUGAAGAAAAAAUUCCAUUUUGUAAGCAUUAUUUAAAUAGUGUUUGUGUUCAAUUAAAUUGUCCAUUCUUACACGAAUAUAGAAGUAAAAAUACUCCUAUUUGUAAAAAUUUUCUCCAUGGUUCCUGUAAUUGGGGGAAAAAAUGUCCUAAAAAACACUUAGAUUUAUGUCCAAUUUUUGAAACAAAGAAUGAGUGUCCACAUGGUCAAAAAUGUCUAUACCCUCAUGUUCAAUUUGAAGAUAAAAGUACCGUUGUAGUUGAAAUCAAUGAACCGAGAUACUUUGAAAUAACAAUACCCAAUUAUGACGAAUCCAAUGAAAACGAGUACAUUCAUAUUGUACCCAAACGCCGUGCACCUUUAUUGGAUUUACCAUCUUAUAUACCUUUGAAAAAACAAUGAGUUGUCUACAAUUAUGUAGAUUAACUUUUAGGGAAAUGCUCAAUAUCAACAAAUCUGGUAUGUAACACGUUAUAAUUUUUAAUUUGUACAAGUGUAUACACUACAUGAUCAAAUAUCCAAUUUAAAUAACUAUUGGUAAACAUGUUUUUAUACAUACAUAUAAUAUAAUAGAAGACUGGUUUGUUUGUAUCAUAAAAUGUUUGUUAUUUUAUUUUAAGAGA